AUGUCGCAGCGCAUCACGCCGCUGACGCGCAAUCAGCUGCUAGAGCUGGAGGCGCUUGUGCGCAAUUUAAUCAGCGCCGUCACGCAGCAGCACGCACAGCCGUCAGCAACGCCCGCCUCAGUGGGGGAGCAGAGUUGGCCACUCAGCGCUUCAUCGACGCCGACGUCAGUGAGUCUCUCGAACAGCGAAAGCUGCGCGAAAGCUUAUGCGUCCACACCGCUCUCAAACGGAGGCGCGGGCGGCGGCCUCUCCGCCGCCUCCUCCUUCCCUGGGACGCUGCGUGAUGCGCAGGCGCCCCCGUUACCGGUUGCCGCACCACCUUACCAAGACGACGAUCCCUCGUCCUACCUUGUGGACGGCGGCGUCGGCCACCCCCAUCACCGUCUCAAUCAUCCCCAGCCCGACCCAGCUGCAGCAGCACCGGCUGAUCACGCCGUUCUGCACGGUGCCUUCGUUGACGUGUUUGCCGACCCGUGGACCGCCACGACGUGGCGACUCUACGACAAGAUCGAGUAUAUCGUUUGGUGGUCCUAUCGACCGCCGAGCUGCACGAAAUGCGGCAUGCAGGACGCGUGGAUGCCGUCCGGCGACGUCGAGUUCCAGUGCGCCUUCUGCUUGAGCGGCGCUGGCACGACUCGCAGCAACGCCAUUGUGGAGGACACGACGGCGGCGAAGCAGGAUCAGGCCGGCAUGGAGGACAGCGGCGACGACGACGACGACGACACUGGCGGCUUUGCUGCCGUUGGAGGCCGCGCCCGUGCAGGGAAGCAGCCCGGCAGCAGCGGCAGCGGUGCAGGCGGCGGUGGCCCCAUCGACGCGUACAUCUUCUUCUACGAGUGGUUGCAGCGCAUUCCCCUCUUAGAGCCAGCAGGGCCCAUCUCGGCGGCCAGCGCUGGCGGCUCAGGCAACCGCCUGGACGGCGCAGCGAGGCCAGCUAGCCAGCGUGCCCCGGCGUCAUCGUCGACCAAAGGAGCAGGCACUCAUGCAGGUGUCUUUCCAUCUUCCGCCGGCGGCAGCCAUCGCGCUGAGCAGCAUGGCGGCGCAGCGGCCAGCAACGCUGCCAGCACAGGAGCAGGUGGAGGGGCAGGCAGCAGCAGCAGCGUUCUCCUACCGGCGGGCGAGUCGCUGCCGAUGGUUCUCCGGGCGGCGUACGACAUGGGGACUCUGUUGACGACCCCCGGGCUCCCGCGCGGCACGGCACCCGGCCUUCGGGCAGCUGCCUUGUAUCUAAGCCUCCUCCUCCAUCGCUUUGUGUCGCUGUUCCCGCUAUUCUGCCUAGCCGGGCGUAUCCCGGCCUCCGCAGCACCCGUAGGAGCCACAGCGUCGGCAACAGUGGAAACUAGCCAGUACCGUGCGCCGCACAAGGCGGCGGGGGCAGAGGCCCCCUGCGCUGACGUGGAGCUGCAGUGGGUGGACGUGGAGUUGAUCGGCGCCCUCCUCGGCGUUUCCGCGCCAUCCUUCUUUGAGUCGACCGAGGUGUCGCUGCAGCACCUGCAGAACGUCUUCACGGUGGCCGCCGCGUACGGCGUGCCGAGUGUGCUGUGGCACCCGGGGCGCGUUCCAGGACGCGUGGAGACAAUGAAGGCGCUGAAGGACAAGAUCGAGCCGCUCUGUCCCGUGCCAUUCGCGGCGGCAGGUGUAUCAGGGCUCUGCCCAGAGCACACAGCAAUGAUCGUCGCCCUCGAGCUCGCGCGGCGGGUGGAUGCGCAGCCGAUCGCCGUCUCCUCCACCUCGCCUGCGGCAGCGGCGCAGAACGCGCAGCGUAUUGGGAUGUGGCUCGACGCCCUCGGGCUGUACCCCACGCGCAGAGCGUACCGCGAUGCGCACAGCUAUCACCAGUACGUCGUGACGACAGAGAAGAGGCAGGAUAGCGGCGACGGCGCAGCCGACGGUGAUGCAGCGCAAGACCGCCACCGCAUCUUGGCCUCGUGGGAGAAGACGCUGACUGAGUUGGCAGGCAUGAAAGACCUGCAACUGCUAGCCGCGGCCGAGCGGCACACGCGCCGGCACGAUGGCAACGUUGACCGCGCCAAGCAGCUCUUCCUCACGACGACCACCUCGCCCUUCUACAAGCGCUUCGAGUGGAUCCUCACCUCUCCGUGUGCGAACGCGCUCCUGCACGUGUUUGCGGCGGUGUUCCGCAUGACCCCAAUGGAGUUGGCGGACAUGGCGCUACGCAGCGGCAUCUACCAAGGACCCGCGAGUGGCUUCGUCGCCACGCUGCGCACGGCGGUGCUGCGUGGCGCCUACGACGUCAUGCCGCUGGCCCGGCGUCUGUCACCGCUGACGUCGUCGUGGAUGUGCACGUACCUGGCCCUGCACUCCGGCGACCGCCUGCCACUGCUCACGGCGCUGCACCAGCUGAACGAUGCGCAGAACUCCACACGGGACCGGCAAGCGGCGCUGACGCGGCUGGUGCAGCGCGUUCUCCGCAAGCAUCAGGCCCCACAGCUGUACCAGUUGAACUUUGUUCUCCGCGUCACGGACGAGGUCGAAAAGCACUUCAACGGCGUCUACUUCCUGUCGAGCGUCCUCUGGCAAGAAGGCCUCGCCAUCUUCACGUGCCUGCGGUCCGGUCGCAAGACAAUCACGCUGAACCGGUACACAAAUCGCAUGUCCCUGUGUUACAUGAACGCCAAGGAGAAGCAUGUCGACCACCUGAGCAUGCACAUCGUGCCCCCAGUCGUGGCGGCGGUGGAGACGGAGGCGACACGGUUGGUGAUGGAGAUGGCGCUGGGUAUCAGCACUGCGUCUGUCGGUGACCCAUGGGGGAACGUUGUUCGCUGCCUCGACAAGUGUGCACGCGUGCGGCGCCGCAUGCGAGUACCGAUGCUGGCGUCGCGCCUCGACGCACUCGCCUCCAUCCGCGAGCACGCCAGCACCGUCGCUCGUCAGCUGCAGCAGUUCCCGUCCUUUUUUGGCGGCGCCGGCGGCCAACUGAUCUCGAUGGGGCCGACGCUGCUGGGGUGCGGUGACGCAGAGACGCUGCUGGCCUCAGCGCCACCCCUGGAUGUGCAACAGCUGCGUCGCGAUCUACAGUGGAACUACCUUUGCCUGCCGCACGUGUCGCUCCUCGCAGGGCUCUCUGAAGACCGCGUCGUGGCGAUGUACGCGUCGCUGGUGGGGCUCCUAGAGCUGAUCCACCUGCGCCUUGCGGAGUCGGCCGCGGCGGCAGCUGUGAGCAGCACCGCUGCAGCACUCAGCAACUGGGUGGAGGAGCUGCUUUAUGUGGACGAAGGGGAGCAGCGUGUGCAAGGGGAGGUGGACGCGCUGCAGCAGGGCUUUGGCAGUGCGGCAGCCUCUAGCUGGACACCGCCAGCUUAUCGCAACAGUCAUCCUGGCACGCCGAAGCUUUCACACAGCCCCAAGUCGAAGUUCUUGGCAGUGUCGGCCUCGACCAACGCACCCCUUGGUGGCGUUUCCUCUGCCUUUGCCGCGUCCUGCGGCGGUGGUGGUGGCGGAGGGGUGCGGUACAACAACGGCCGGCCUCGCAGUUUUUCGCCGCCGCUAGCACGGCAGCCCUACACAAUGACCCCGCCAUCUAUGGCACCUAUUCGCAGCCCCAUUCUGCGCUCUUCGACGGCCAUCUCGGCCUUUACAUCCUCCCACAACGCCGUCUCGACGCCGACAGCACAUCGCCUGCGCACCCCGCCCCCGGGGUACACACCCAGCAGUUGCAGCGGCGGCGGUGGUGAGGUGAGUCUGGCUCCCACCGCAGGAGCGCAGCAGCAGCAGCAUUCAUCCGCGAACAGUAAAAAAGGCGGCGGCGGUGGCAGCUGGAGGGCGCGGGAUGUAUGCGUCGCCGAUGGGCUGCCACUGCCGGACCUGGAGUUAGCGGAGAGCACGGCCGACAUCACAAAGCUCACGUCGAACCUGCUGUUAGGCACACGACAACAGCAGCAGUCCCUCAAGGGACAGCGGCGCCGACGGCGCGGUCGGGGCGAGAACGACGACGACAACGAAGACGAGGGCGGCGACGACGGCAGUGACGAUGAGGAUCGCGGCCUGCCGAAGGCUUUCACCGACGGGGACGGCAACGAGCAGCAGGAGAGGAUGAAGAAGAGGGCGACCGAAGCCAAUAUGGAGCGCCAGCGGUGCGACGACGUCAUGCGCCUCCUUCGGCAGGCUCUGCCGACGUACUGGGAAGUACUGCUCGGGGCAGCAACAGACCUCUCAGCGUCACUCCUGUCCACCAGCGGUGGAGACAACGACGAGGACGAGGACGAGGCCGAGUCGACCACCCGGAGCGGCAGGCGGCGCAGGGCGUCGCCGCCGGAUCGGCGUGCUCGAUGGCCAGGGCCAACGACGGCGUCGCGGUCCACGCGGCGAGGUGACGGUUGUAGCGUGGACACGGGCAAGGGAGCUGGUUCUUUGGAGUUGUCCAGUGAUGCCCUCAUCACGCACAAGCCCUUCAACGUGUUCGACGCCGAGGAAUGCCGCCGACGUCUGCGCCGCCUCUACACCUUCAUCAGCACCUACGAGCGACGGAGGAUCGCACUGCUCCAGCUGGCCGCAGAAGGGAAGCUGCCAAAGGUGGCGACUGCGGCGGCUGCCGUGCGGUCGCCGAAGUUGCACAACGGGAGCCCUCUCACCCCGGCGCAUGCCGCAGCCACCGCGGUGGGUGUCGGCUUUUCCACACCGCUGCGUCUCUCCCCUCCGCCGCGGCUCGCGUCUCCCUUGCUGCCACCGAAACCAGUUGGCGGCGAUAGUGGCACCACUGCUGCCCAACGCUCGCCACCGCACUGCCACCAAGUGUCCCCGCCCAUUCGAGCAGCUGUGCCGCAGCCGCGACAACGUGGCGAAGGCGCCGCGGGUGAUGGUGGCUCACCCCGGCCGUCACCGUCCCUCUCCCCCGUCUCGUCGUCGCAGUCGAGCCGCCUCAGCCCGCAACGGCAGCAGCAGCAUCGUUCACCGCCGCAGCAGUCCAGCGUACGCCUCAAGUCGGCACAGAAGAGCGCAUCUGGUCUCAGCGGCAGCGUAAACCCGAGUAAGCAGCGCAGCAGCAAGCACACCUUUGGCGACGUGCGUGGCAGUGGCAGUGGUGGCGCUGGUGCGGCUGCGGUAGUGGUCGAGGACGGCGUCGGUGACAACUUCACCUUGCCGCCAUCAGAGGUGGCGUGGCAGGAGUCGUGCGUCAGAGCCACUACUUUCUCGCAAGGAGCGGGGGUGGUGGCGGGAAAGGGAACUGCCCGUCGUGCGGAGCGCGUGAGCGGCGGAGGCGAGCAGGACAGACGAACAUCACCCCCUGGGCGCUGGAGCGACAAGCCGCCAGCGAAUGAGAAGGACGAGGAGGAUGAGGAAAGCCCCUCGAGCAGCAGCUCGGACGUCGAAAGGGGAGUCAAUUCCCACGGCUGCCGCCAACCCCUUCCCUUUGCGUCGAGCGAGGAUGAUGAGCAGCAGCGGCAGACGCCAUCCAUGCGGGUGAUGCAGCCGCGGAAGCGCUUGCGACCGAACAGUGACAACGAGGAUGCUGACAAGGACGCCGAUGAGGAUCACCCGCGGCGACGCACAGAGAGCAGAAACAGAGAUGGGAACACAGAUGAAGCAUCACGUGCUGAGCAGCAGCAACGUCGCAAGGCCAAGAAGACGGGUCGGCGAAGACGUCGCCAGGAGCAGACCUUGCAGCAGCACCAACAGAGGAAGCAGGUGUCGUCGCGGUCUCCGCUUCACAGUCAUGAACCAAGCAAGGAGGCCAGCUGCUCCCCAGAGGUGCGCGCUGGAAGAGGCGGGCCAGGCUCUGUUGGCAGUGUAUCAUCGAGGACCGGUUCACCAGGGCUGCCGCCUCGUCCAUGCAGAGCCGAGAUGGAGGUUAAGGGCAGCCCUGUGACACCCACCCAAACAGUGCCGUCGAUUCGUGCUCGAGCCAAGCGGUCUGCCUAUGCCGCUGCCGCCUCUGCUGCGCCGGUCGGAGAUGCGGAUCCCUACGACGCGGACACGAACUAG
Messenger RNA from Leishmania mexicana MHOM/GT/2001/U1103, 5943 nucleotides. RefSeq lists its product as hypothetical. NCBI's taxonomy places the organism in Eukaryota, Euglenozoa, Kinetoplastea, Trypanosomatida, Trypanosomatidae. The record is from RefSeq and is a predicted model, not a curated record. Bases 1 to 5943 code for a protein of 1980 amino acids. The transcript has a single exon.